Messenger RNA from Dendroctonus ponderosae (mountain pine beetle), 4377 nucleotides. Its product is annotated as ATP-binding cassette sub-family C member 4. Gene Ontology annotation, biological process: transmembrane transport. The record is from RefSeq and is a predicted model, not a curated record. Lineage: Eukaryota; Metazoa; Arthropoda; Insecta; Coleoptera; Curculionidae. Gene Ontology annotation, molecular function: ATP binding; ATP hydrolysis activity; ABC-type transporter activity. Bases 566 to 4348 code for a protein of 1260 amino acids. The transcript is spliced from 10 exons. Gene Ontology annotation, cellular component: membrane.
UGGUAAACGUGAUCAGAGGUGAACGGUUACAAGUGGGUACUCUUGAGAAUCUGCAAUUCCCGCAUCCAAAACACGUUUAAGUGAUGGGAUUUGCUUUCAUGCAAAAGUACCCACGUGUGGAAAUAAAUUUAAUGCUGUUUUAUCGGAAAAUUUCUUUGUAAUUACGCUAUAAAGAAGAUGGUAAAUAUUUCUAUGGCACAGUUCUUUAAGCACUUGAUUAACGCUUAAUAAAUCACUAUAAAUGCAGAGCACCUCAAUUCGUCAAGUAGAGUCUUGGUUGCGCAACAAUGCCCCGAUUAAGUACUUCAUUCGGUACCAGUAGGUGUUAGAUGGUUUAUCGCAAAGUUUAACAAUGCUGGCUGGUAAUUGGUUAAUUCGGUGCGACUUUAGGUGCGGAUAAAACUGAUUUUUGAAUGGAAUACAAGUGAACGGAAUGAAAACGACAGAUUGGCAUCCGAUUUCCUCAAAGUAAUCGUCGCAUUAACUAUGUUUAAUCAAGGAUGACCUAAGAGCUCCAUUGCAUUGUUAGUGGUUGGUCAGGGGCGUGCGUGCUCCCUCAAUCAGCAUGGAUAACGGAAUCAAGCAGGAUCGAAAAAGCAAUCCAAGGGAAAGAGCGAAUUUGUUCUCGUUUCUCACGUUUGCUUACACGUUUGGCCUGUUCAAGCGGGGCAUCAAAGGCAACCUGCAGGAAACGGAUAUUUAUGCCAUUCCUGAUGAUUGCGAUUCGAAACAAUGCGGCGAUAAAACCGAGCUGGAAUGGAAGCAGAAUAAAACGAUCCUGAAGUUGUUAUGGCAAAGGUUCGGGUUAAGGUACUCGAUCUUGACUUUUGUCCACCUGAUAUGGACCUUGUUCAACAGCAUCGUGCAUCCAUAUAUAACCAGCAAGUUUAUUUCCUACUUCCAAGCCCACUCGAAAAUCGCCAGAAAUGAUGCGUACUUUUACGCGGGCAUGUUGAUCGCUCUGGCGAUCUUUCACUGUUUCUGGGCCCACAACUUCUUCAUGCUCCAGUGCAAGCUGGAGGUGCAAAUCAAGGCGUCAUUGACAUCGCUGAUCUACAGGAAGGUCUUGAAGCUGAGACCGGCCGAACUAGCCGAAACCAACAUGGGAAACAUCGUCACCAUUCUGACUAAAGACAUCAAACUGCUGGUCCACAACAUUUGGACUUUGAGCGAGAUGAUUAUUGGCAUCGUGCAAACCAUUACGGUUUUCUACCUGUUGUACGCUAGGAUGGGACCACCUUCUACCAUAGCCAUGGGCAUGCUUUGCUUCGGGCUGUUGAUUCAAGUCAUCCUGAGCAAAACCAUAACAAAUAUCCGGCUUAAAGUGGGCAAAAUGGCCGAUAAAAGGUUGCAGCUGAGCCAAGAAGCCCUUUCCGCCCUACGCAUCAUCAAAAUGUACACGUGGGAGAUGUUCUUCUUCGACCGCAUCUGCUUGGCGCGAAAGCAAGAGAUGAAGAAAACCAUGAAGGCCUUCUACUUGAAGAUCUUCCUGAUCCUCAUCGGAAUAAUGGGCUCCAAGGUGACCUUUCCCGUUCUGCUCAUUUCCUAUGUGGCACUGGGGUAUGCCACCAACACUGAACUCGUCUUCUAUGUUAUGGGGCUGUUUAAGGAGCUGCGACACUCAGUUGGGAUUGCAAUUCCUAUAGGACUCACUCAUUGUGCAGAGUUCUACGCGUCACUCACUAGAGUGAGCAGGAUGUUGCACAUUGAGGAACACCAUCCGAUUUCAAACAACUUCAUGCCUGAAGACAAGAGGAAGAUUGAAUUGAAAGAAGUGAGCGUCACGGUAGGCAAGGAGAACAUUCUGAAGGCCAUUUCCUUCAACAUUGCCCAACCAGGGCUCAACAUUGUGACGGGAUUAGUCGGCUCUGGUAAGAGCUCAUUGCUGAAAACCAUUCUGCGUGAUUAUCCAACCACCAAAGGUCAUGUGACGGUCUGCGGCACCGUUUCAUAUGCCUCCCAAGAUCCUUGGCUCUUUCCCUCCUCCAUCAAACAGAACAUCCUCUUUGGGCAACGCCUGGACAAGACCAGGUAUGACGAGGUGAUCAAGGUGUGCUCCCUACAGUACGACUUCAGCCUGCUCCCUUUUGGGGAUGAAACGAUUGUAACCGAUGGCGGGAUGAACCUAAGCAAAGGACAGCAAGCGAGAGUAAACCUGGCCAGGGCCAUCUACAAGGACAGCGACAUUUACCUACUUGACGACUCUCUCGCAGCCCUGGACGUUAAAGUGCAAGAAGACAUUUUCAACAACUGCAUUAGGGACUAUCUCAAGGGGAAAAUAGUGCUGUUUGUGUCGCAAAAUCCUGUCCAUUUCAAAAUGGCCCUAAACGUGAUCUUUUUGUACCGCGGCUCGAUCAAGUCAAUCUCCAAGCCUGCAGAGCUUUUCAUAGAAGACCUGGAUGAGUUGAAAAGUGCCAAGGUGGACCUGGAGCAUGAGACCAAGGAAAAAAAGCUGAUCGAAAUGAUGGAGGUUGAGUUGGACCAGAGCAAGCUCAAGAAGAAGGUUUACCAGGAGGAGAAAAAACUCGGUGGGGUUGAUUUUUCGAUUUACCUACAGUACUUGAAGUUUGGAGGAGGGAUUGUGAUUUUUGGGUUGAUAAUGAGCAUCUACCUAGGGGCUCAGUUCACGGAGAGCUACUCAUCCAAACUGGUAUCCAACUGGGUCGACUAUCAGCAGCAGGCCUACGACUUGAGCUUAGGCAACAAUGUCACCUCCAAGACAAACGAAACCGUUACUUUCGAUGGCGCCGUUCAACGAAGAGACAGAACCUUCAACCUUUACUCCAUUUUAAUCUUCACCUCGGCUAUUUUAUCGCUGGUGAAAACCUACUCAAUUUUGAGGUUCUGCAGGAGGGCAUCGAUCAAAAUCCACGAAGUCAUGUGCCGCAGCGUCAUCAACUCGCUGAUGCGCUUCCUGGACACUCACUUUAUCGGCAACAUUCUCAACAGAUUUUCCUUUGACUUGGAUGUGAUUGACGAGCAGUAUCCACUGAUUUUCAUGGAGUUUUUCAGGAGCUUCAUCAGCAUAGGAGGAAUGUUGAUUUUGAUCGCCACAGUCAGCUGGAUUUUCCUGCUGUUCGCCCUGGGAUUCUUCACUGCCCUGUUCGCUCUGAGGAUGGCCUAUAUCCCCACUGGGCGGACUUUGAAGCGACUAGAAGCCAUGAGUACAGGAUCCAAAGUUAGCGAAUCAAAGGGAGUAAAAUUGUGGCUUUUUGCAGCUCGCAGCCCUUUGGUUGGCCACCUCAACGCCUCAGUGGAAGGGUUGACCACCAUUAGGGCUUACAAGGCGGAAGAGGUGUUGAAGGACGAAUUCGAUAAGCACCAGGACCUGGCCAAUUCCACCUACUACAUGGUGAUGACCACUACCAGGGCCUUUGGAUAUGUUAUGGACUUUGCAGGCGCUAUGUUUGUGGUGUUUAUCAUUCUUGUUCUACUGUUUGCUGAAACUCGCAUAUCAGUUGGUGAUGUUGGUCUAGCGCUUACUCAGGUGAUGAUGUUGACUGGAUAUUUGCAAUGGGCAGUGCGCCAAUGGGCUGACUUGGAAAGUUGCAUGACAUCAGUAGAACGAACGCUCGAAUACACCGAUAUCCAGCAGGAAGACACGACUGGAGGGGCCAUCAACAAUUGGCCAAAGGACGGUUUGCUUAAGUAUGACAACGUCAGUCUCUCCUACAAUGCUGAAACGCGAGUGCUGAAAGGCAUCAGUUUCACUGUGAAUGCGACGGAGAAAAUUGGAAUAGUUGGCCGAACUGGGGCAGGAAAGUCCUCCAUCAUGUCUACACUGUUCAGGUUGUACGACUACGAGGGAAAGAUCUUUAUCGACGGCAUCGACAUCAGUUCAGUGUCCAUUAAUUUCCUUAGAAAGAGCAUUUCGAUAAUCCCGCAGGACCCGGUGAUAUUUGAGGGCACAGUUCGCGAGAACCUGGAUCCGCAUAAAAUCUAUGCUGACCAGGAAAUUUGGACCGUUUUGGAGAAGGUGAAGAUGAAAGACCUGAUCCCAACACUGGACGACGAUAUCAUGAGCCUGAGCUUGAGUUCUGGCCAGAAGCAGCUUCUGUCGUUAUCCAGAGCGGUGCUCAGGAAAAACAAGAUUGUUGUGCUAGAUGAAGCUACCGCCAACAUGGAUGAGGAAUCGGAUCAGCUGGUUCACGAGCUGAUCAAAGAGAACUUCAGGAAUUGUACUGUGAUAAUGAUAGCGCAUAGACUAAGCACUAUUCUCGAUUGUGAUAAAGUGAUGGUGCUGGACAACGGCACUAUUGCCGAGUUUGAUAACCCGAAUGUGUUGCUGGCGAAUAAGAACAGUUUAUUUUACGCGAUGAAGCACCAGGCAAAGGCCACGGCAUCAUGAUAUUGUUUAUCAAUAAAGUUUUUAUGGUU